Scophthalmus maximus (turbot) is the source of this 4139-nucleotide messenger RNA. It is a transcript of the gene crbn, whose product is annotated as cereblon. Bases 58 to 1407 code for a protein of 449 amino acids. Gene Ontology annotation, biological process: protein ubiquitination. The transcript has 11 exons. Gene Ontology annotation, cellular component: Cul4A-RING E3 ubiquitin ligase complex. Lineage: Eukaryota; Metazoa; Chordata; Actinopteri; Pleuronectiformes; Scophthalmidae. The record is from RefSeq and is a predicted model, not a curated record.
CGCACACCGAGGACGCCGCAGAAGAAGAAGAAGAGUUCGUAUUGUAAACACAGGGAUAUGGCUGACGAGAGGGGUGGAGGCGAAGACAACAUCAACGACAACAUGGGCAACCAGUUACAACUUUUACCAGACAACGAGGAAGAGGAGGAGGAGGAAGAUGAAAUGGAGACUGAAGACCGAGAUGGUGAGGGGGCAGAGAAGCCGACCAUCAUCACCUUUGACCCCAGUCUUCCCACAUCACAUGCUUAUCUGGGUUCGGACAUGGAGGAGUUUCACGGCCGCACAGUCCACGACGACGACAGCUGUCAGACCAUCCCUGUGCUGCCGCACACGGCGGUGAUGCUGGUGCCUGGCCAGACACUUCCUCUGCAGCUCUUCAGGCCACAGGAAGUCAGCAUGAUGAGGAGCGUCAUCCAGAGAGACCGCACCUUUGCUGUGCUCGCACACAGUGACGCAGUUGAGCAGGAGGCAGAGUUUGGGACGACCGCUGAAAUCUAUGCAUACAGGGAGGAGCAGGAGUAUGGCAUUGAAACAGUCAAAGUGAAAGCUGUGGGGAGGCAGAGAUUCAAGGUCCAUGAGAUAAGAACUCAAGCAGAUGGGAUCAAACAAGCCAAAGUACAGAUCCUUCCUGAACGAAUCCUUCCAGAUCCCCUCUCUGCUGUGCAGCUGACACCCCUCUCCAGGCUCCACAUGCACCCAUCCUCCAAACCCCCAACGCAGAGCUGCAAGCAGGCCCAGUGCUGGUGGAAUAACUACCAACAGAGGAAGUUUCACUGUGCCAGUCUGACGCCAUGGCCACCCUGGGUCUAUGCACUCUAUGACUCGGAGUCGCUCAUGAACAGAGUGAAGAAACAGCUCCACGAAUGGGAUGAGAAUCUGAAGGAUGACUCUCUCCCUACGAACGCCGUAGACUUCUCCUACAGAGUGGCGGCCUGUCUGCCCAUAGACGACGCUCUGCGGCUCCAGCUGCUGAAGAUAGACAGUGCCAUCCAGAGACUUCGCUGUGAACUGGACAUCAUGGACCGGUGCACGUCACUGUGCUGUAAGCAGUGCCAGGACAUAGAAAUCACCACAAAAAACGAAAUUUUCAGUUUGUCUCUUUACGGCCCCAUGGCUGCAUAUGUCAACCCUCACGGUUAUGUCCAUGAAACCCUCACUGUCUACAAAACCAACAACCUCAACCUGGUCGGCAGGCCAUCCACACUGCACAGCUGGUUUCCAGGGUAUGCCUGGACAAUUGCUCAGUGCCGGAUCUGCGGGUCUCACAUGGGUUGGAAGUUUACUGCCACCAAGAAGGACUUGUCUCCGCCUCGUUUCUGGGGUCUGACCCGUUCAGCUAUGCUCCCCCGUAUCCCCCCGGGCGAGGGGGAGGAGGGGAGGGAGGGCUCUCGCCUCUUCUGCCUGUGACAUCGGACCAUCACUCUGCAAACCCCUGUGAGCCCGGAUGUUCAGCCACGCUCUAGCAGCAAUUCCUUCUAGUAAUCAGUGCAUCACACACCUCCUGUCACCCCUGGCAGCAAAUCCAUCAUAUUAGUGGAGAGGUCAGUCGGCCUUUAUAUUAGAACAGGAUGGAGGCAGUGAUUGUUCUGAGGGGUUCUUAAAAUGUGGAGGCAGUGGUGAGACAACUCUGUGCGUUGUGAUAUAGUAAGAAGCAAAUGAAGGAACAGCCAGGUAGUUACAGACACACCCAGAAACACAAAAGCAACGCUUAAUGUAUUUGCUCCUCAAAUCGAGAGUGUGGCUGCAUGUAGUUGAGAUCAUCGAUGACAAGUAGGUUGUGUUAAACAACUUAAACUUGUUGUAAAAAACCAACCUGUCCACAUACAGUAAAUCCACUUAGCGUUCAGAUCGCUUUGCAGUUUCUCAGACCUGUUUUCUCUUAUUUCAGCUGCUGUAGGUCAACGGAGGGAACUGUUUGAACGGAAGCGCUCAUGUCUGAGUAGAUCUGUUAUGAUAGGGGGAUGUUUUGAAUCUUGGAAUCAAAGUGGAUGUAUUUUUGUAUGCAAGAAGAUUGGAUAUUAAUUGAACAUACUCAUUAGUGUGAGGAGAAAUUGAGCUGUUUUUAGGUGACACCAGUUUUUGUGUAAUAAGAAAAAACUGGGGUGAAAAUAAUGAGUAUGUGUAAAAUACUUGAUAUAAUUGGUGUCCGUUUUGUUUUCGAGUGAAGAUCCAUUUUUUUGUAAGAUGAUGUGCGUAGUCAAGUUUUUGCUUGUGUGGUUGCACAAGUGGACAUUUCAAAUGUCUAAUGGCAGAUAAUAUUUUUUUAAAGGUCAAAGCAAAUGAAGACAGAGUGAGCUGAGUGUUUACCCUCCUUCAUUUAGUCAGUUCAUUUUGUGUGGCAUGUUAAAUGUUGUGCCCAUUCUCCAGCUCAGUGUCUUCUGGUAAAUAAAAGCCGUGAACUGCAGACGUGAAUGAAAGAUUGUACGUGGCGAAGAGAUGAUGAGACGUUGAUUUGAUUUAAGUUUUUCUGGGUUCUCUUUGGUUUGUGGUCUCACAGUUUUCAUGAUUCUACUUGCAAUUGUGUUGCAAGGUGCUGGCUCAAGUAAAUGUAACUGUAAAAAAAAAGAGGCAAUUUUAGCAUUUGUUGUGUGAUAUAGCUGGUGUUCUACUGUUUGUAGAAUCAAACUCUUAGUUCUCAUAUCUCUUCGUGUCACAGAGAAUUGUCAACCAUAGGAAGAGUAAUUGAAUGCAAUAAGAAACACCUAGAAUCGGAACAUGUUCCUCUGUCUCAUGAAAUGGUGUUGGAUAUUUUCUCAAAGGAAUAGAAAUUUUGGAAAUUCAAGGUUGUUUGGUCGCUUACUUAGAGUUAAAUGAGGAGAUUGGUACCACUCAUAUCUUUAGGAUGAAUAUGAAACUUAAGUGGCAGUUUGCUCGAACUCUAAGCAUCCAAGCAAACAAGUUGUUCUUCAAAAAUGUCAAAAUUUUACAUUAAAAUAAAACAAAUUUGACCUUCUUGUUUGUUAUCGUAAUGGCUGAAACACUGCUGUAUGGGUCUAGUUUUCAGUCGACACUUGACUUUGUCAUCUCCUGCAGUUUGUUUUUAUUGAAUCUUUUCUUUGAUCCUCAUAUUCUAGUGGUAGUACCUCAAAAAUCAGAAAACGUGAACUUCUUCAGAAAAGAUUUCUCUUUUUCUUUCUUUUUUACGAGAAAUUGUCUCAAAACUUUUACUUUUAAUUCUCAAGUUUUAUGUCAUAUCGUCACAUCAAUGUGUUUGAUUUAGGAGGGUUUUUGACCGUAAGAAUAUAUUGUGUCAUGCCUCUUUUGAAAAUACUCAAAAAAAUACUCUAGUGAAAACACUGCUUCAGUGAUUGAGAGACUUUCAUUCAUCCCAACGAUAAAAUAGAUGCUUCACUGAAGAAAUCAACGGGAUGGUUCCAAAGAGAGACUUUUCUUGUACAUACACGGAUCAGCCACAUCAUUACCUUGGACACUCAAGGUAGGGGGGAGCAGCAGGAGACAGAUAUGAUAAUACAUGUCCAUGUGUGUGUAUUUGUUGACUUAUCAUUUUGAGGAGCAGUUUGAGUUAUAGUCCCUGGAAAGUGAGGACGUUUUGUCCAGUCCUUACAACGUCAAUGGGCUGUUUGAGGGAAAGACUUGGUUUCAAUGUUGGGUUUGAUUACGGUUAAGGUAAGGCGCUAUAGAAUGCAUUAUGUCGACGAGUGUCCUUACUGAUUGACAUAAUGUCUGUGUGUGUCUCUGAGCUGAGAGCCCUUGUCAAGCUGAUGAGUUGAGAUUCAACAAGGAGGUGAAAGGCUCCACGUGGCUUUAUCUGCAGAUGUGAAGGUCUGCAGAUAAAGCCACGUGUGUCUUCACAUUGUUUGUGGGCUUUCGUGUGUCUGCAUAUUUUUUCGCAGGGUAUUAAUCUCUCAUGCAGAUACACGUGGAUAGAGGAUGAUUUGUAUGCUAGCCGAGCGAGAUGCUCAGAGUGGGAGAGGAGACUUGUUGUCACUGAGGACUUGAACAUAAAAGAAGAGCAUUUGUGGUAAUAGUUUGGUCAUCCACACGUGCAUGCAACAUGUUUUCUCAUAUCUCUUCAGAUCAGCUUGAUCACAGUAAUAAUCUUGACCUGUUUUGUGACUUCAGCAGUCAUUGUGUCACACGCUGUGUUUCUCUCCAGUAAAAUGUCUUGCUUCAUGAAA